Messenger RNA from Serendipita indica DSM 11827, 468 nucleotides. The record is from the annotation of a GenBank genome assembly. NCBI's taxonomy places the organism in Eukaryota, Fungi, Basidiomycota, Agaricomycetes, Sebacinales, Serendipitaceae.
AUGGAUGUUGUCGAGGACUACAAGACCAAGAGCAAUGAUCCAUUUAUUCUCGCCACGUGGAAUCUCGUCAAGCACGACUGGGAGUUUUAUUUCAUGAAGGUUUUCAUGGUCAUGGAAGUGUUGAUACAGAUUCCCGCCUUCAUCAUUGGAACGUAUGGCCUUCGCAAGAAUACGCCACUCGUAUACCCUCUCCUGCUCUGCUACGCCUCCGCUGCGCUCGUUACGACGACGACCGUCUUCUUCGUCAGCGUCAACUUGCCCUCGGCAAACGACACCUCACUCGACGCCACCUCGAAGUUUUACGCACUCACGGAUGAAGGACGCCGGACGAUUCUUGGCCCCAUCAUUCCUUUCUUGCUCAUCCCUGCCGUUAUGUGGGUCGACAUGCUCAUCCGCGUCACGAGCUUGGUGAGUGCCGGCAUCCAGAAAACCGCUACGGCAGGAAAGACGGGGAAGAAGGAAUUAUAA